Molecule: messenger RNA, 2764 nt
Organism: Microplitis demolitor
Lineage: Eukaryota; Metazoa; Arthropoda; Insecta; Hymenoptera; Braconidae
Exons: 9
Coding region: 68-2731 (887 amino acids)
Source: RefSeq, a predicted model, not a curated record
AAAGGUAGAGAACAAUAAAGUUUUAAGAACAAAGAAAGUGAAUGAAAGUAAAGAAGAGCAAGUUGGUAUGAUGUAUUUGUGUUUGAGUUCAAUGUCCCAGUGGCCGCAAACGAAAGUGACUUGGCUCGUGAAGAACAUCAGCCUUGUCCUCAUUCUUGUGCUUCUAGGGCUUCUUCAUUCUCAUCCGGUUGUCUCAAGUCCCGUUCAAGUUCAACGUAACACUCAUCAGCUUCAUUACUGUCGCUUUGAGACAACACAUAAUUUAUAUACCAUCGAUGAUUUACUCAAAUGCAUGAACGAACUGGCGUCGAGGGUGAGACACAGAAGAACAAGAUCGACAAAUGAAAAAGUUGAAUUCUUUCCAAUGAAUCACAAAAAUAAGCGUCAUGAUCAAAGCGAAUAUGUACCGUCUUCAGAAGCUGGAAAUUUUUAUACUGAUCUGAUAAAUAUACGUCGUGGACCACUACCGAGAAACGAACCAAGUUACUAUGAAUAUCCAGCUGCACAACAAACUUAUCCAAUGGACUCAAGUUACACUCCCAGAAUAUUGGGUGUUAAUCUUCUUGAUGCAUUUUCAUCGAUAUCUCAGUACGAUGAUCGCAAGUGCGUCUUAAGAAUCAUUUGCGAAGUAGCAACUGGUGUUUUACCCGGUAAUAAUGGAUACAAACAAAGUUCGAGUUUCGGAAUCAAUUCGCUUGUCAAUUUUUUAACGACUGUUAAUUUUGAUGCUUCGUCGCCGUUACUGAAAUUUGGAAAAUCAGCGCUAAUGGGCUACGCUAACAAAGGAAAUCCUGACAUCUGUUACAAUCAAUUCCCUCGAUGUCCAAAGAACCCCAACGACCUAAUUAAUUAUCUCAACAAUUACAAUGGCGGGUUUUUCAGAUUUUUCAAUUAUCGUGACACAGGUAAUUAUAAUCGCGAUGUAGCUGGAAGUGAUUUAUCAGAAGCUGUAUCUGAUCGCAAAGCAACUGGUGAAUUGAAAUUUGAUACUCCUUCCUCUCGAAUAAAUUUAUCUGAACGAAAUAAUAAUAAUGAUAAGAACAGAAUAAUAUUUCCUGAUGAUCAACGACAUGUUAAUCGUUUUGUUCAAAUUUACGACUAUCCUGAGUCAGAAAAAAAUAGUAAUUCACCAGAAUCACUAAUUUUUCCUCAGGAUAGAAAGGAUCAAAACGUCGAGGAACUGGUGUACGAUUUUUAUAGCGAUGAAUUAUCUCAAUCAGAAGAUAAAAAAUCACCACUAACCCAAGGGCCACAGCAAUUACCUCCAGUGUCUAAGAAAAAAAACGCAAAGCUUUAUCUAUUAACCCGAAAUAAUCCUUAUUCAACGAAAAAAUUAUCAAGUUACACUUUUCCAGACGGCCAGCAGAUCAUGAUAGACACAAGCUUUUCAAAAUUAUUUUCCAACAGCUACAAAAAAGCUCUAAAACGAGGUCUUAUGAAUAAUGCGCCUCGGGCUAUCAACAUGGAGGGUUUGUACGUGAUUAAUCUAACAGAACUAUAUCCUACAAGCGGUUAUACUGCCGAUGAUGAUACUCGUAGUCUAUUGGAGGAGCAGGUUAUUCAUCCCUGUGACAUGAUUUGUCAUGAUUCAAGAGGUACAGCUGUUCAAUUCAGCCAGUUUGUUAAUUCUAACGAGGAGAAUACCAAUACCGAUCCUGAUCACCAAGAUUCUGAUGCUGAUGGAAGUAAUUCUUUAUCCACCCUCAUGACACCUGAACAACCGAUUUUAGACCUAUCUAAAAGUCUGCCCUGUCAAGUUAUAUGCCUGAAUAGUCACGGUCAAAGACGACGUAUUUCUACUACAUUUAAUAAAGUACUAAGAACCAGACUACCAAAUAACCAAGAAGCUGAUGACAAUCGACUAAAAAAAUUCAAAAUUUUAAAACCGAGAUUCGUUGGUGACCCAGUGAUUGAUGAUAAGGAUCCUGUUAUUCAAUUAUCCGAUUCAGAAGAGGUGCCAUUGUCCUCACUGCCGUGGGCAGGUGGGUCAGGUAUGAUUGACCCCUCGUCAUGGGGACAAGGACCACCGUCAGUGUUAACACCAUCAGUUGAUUCUGAUAAAUCAUCAAAAGUAAUUGGAUCACCAUUGUCACUUGAACAAGGUGACACUGUAAUUGGUGAUAAUCCACUUGCCAUAAUUACAAAUACAUCAUCACCAACUCGAUCACCUGGUUUCAAUAAUCCACCUGGUUAUCCAAUGAAUUAUCAACAACAAAUACCACCAACAACAAUAACUAUUUGCAAUGGACGCAUUUAUAUCAUGCCAGCUAAUAGUGCGACCUCACCAGCAUGCGCGAUGCCUGUUAAUACCCUCCAUCGUUCAAGCGAAGUUCCAUUACUGAAGAAAGAAAAAAAUAAAUGGGGAAAUUAUACCCACUUUUUUCAACAACUCGCUGAAACUGUUAAUAGUGAAAACUAUAACAAUAAUUUUGGAUUCAAUGACACAAAUAAUUUUCCUAAUGAACUUGAAACAACUACUAGUAGACCUGAAACACCUCCAAUUAUUAUUCCGCCAGAAACUCCUCGAAAUUACCCCAAGAAGUCUUGUCCCGAGGAUGAGUCCUGGGAUGACCAGCUCCAGCAGUGUAUUCCAAAUCAAUAUUCAAAAGACGCAGGUGACAUCAGCACUGAAGACACAUAUCAGAGGAUACCGUUCGAUGCACCAUUAACCAGACGACAACGUAUUGUUAUUAAAAUACCUCAUGCCAAUAUUCAUAUUCAAAGCAAUUAAAACUAUUUGAGUAAAAACAAAUGAGCUUAACAG